AUGGAUGGAGUUUCUCUGGCGGAGUCAUUGCUGUACAGGGAUAUCGAAGAGGCACAGAGAUCAAUUAGAAGCGAAUGUGGUAUGGAAAUCACAAGCAGACCGUCACAAAAGCAAUUGCACAGUGACCAUGAUGAUCAAAAUCAAUUCACCUCACUAAUCAAGAACUUUACACUGCAACCAGUUCAUUGCAAAGAAUUAUGGAAUGAAAACAAUAAGCAUCCAAGUAAUAAGUGUAUACGUCGAUUUCAAAAGUUUCAAGAUCAACUUGAAAAGUAUUUAAAAGAAGGCAUAAAAAUUGAAUCCAUCUUGGUAAAUAAUCUUGACAAAAGUUCACACUGUAACAUGAAAGAAAGUCAUUUUCAGUGUUGUCAAGACUUUACAAAUGUACAAACUUGUAUUAAUUCUUUAUACUCUACAACACUUUAUGUGAUACAACUUUUAAAAAGUAUACAAGAUGUUUAUUCAAUUCAAAUUCCUGUUUAUAUAUAUUCAACAAUUCAACGUCCUUUAAAUUUGAUUCGAGCUUUUCAAAAUGAUGAAGGAAAUUUGUUAAAAAUGAAUUUCACUGACGACGUUAUUUCAUGCUUAUAUGAAAAGCUUACAGAACAAGUAAGAACAGCUCGAACAGCUUUAUGGUCAGCUUACCAGUUAUUUAGUUGUUGUGAAAUACAGGAUAUUACAAAUCAAUUAAUGAAUCGUAUGAUUGAUUCUGUCUCAAAGCAUCUACUACGGCCAGUGGAGAUAAAUGAGAUGGCAAGAAGUGAAUUAUCACAAUUCCAGAAUAAAUUAUUAUCCGAGAUUGAUCAGUUUUCUAGUAAAAUAUCAAAGAAUACAAUUGACUCUGUGCAUAAAGCAUAUUCUACAGCAGUGAAUGAUACUAAAUGGCCUAUGUAUCCACCAAGCAGUAGGAAUACAAAUUCAUGUAGUCAACCGAUAAUUUGGUCAGGUACAUCUCUCCCGUUUUAUCAACGUUCAAUAAUUCAAAGCAAUGCUUAUAAUCAAGAAAAAAUAAUAAACAAUUCAAAUGAAAGACUGAGAAAUUUAAUUAGUAAUCAGCGUAUAGGUGGACAAGUGUACGCGAAUUCCACGCUUAUGCUUUCUCAAUCUAUCCCUCGGUCAAUACAACCAACUUUACUGAUUACACCAUCAUUAAUUUCUGGUAGUAAUAAUAAUUCAUCUCGUUAUCCUUGUCAUCCACCGAAUUCACAGCUUCAUCAUCAUCACCUUCAGCAACAGCAACCUCAGCCCCAGCCGCAGCAACCACAUCAGCAUCCUUACCUUCAGCAUCAGCCUACCUCUGUUGAAUCAUGCAAUAAUCAUGAUAUAUUAUUGUCUACUGGUUUUUAUAAAAACUGUAUGUAAAGAAAGGAUGUUGUUCAUCAAUGGUUUCAAGAUCAUAUUUAUUAUUAUGUGAAAUAAGUGAGA
This is a messenger RNA of Trichobilharzia szidati, 1425 nucleotides long. The record is from the annotation of a GenBank genome assembly. Lineage: Eukaryota; Metazoa; Platyhelminthes; Trematoda; Strigeidida; Schistosomatidae.